UCCGUCUAGUGGUCCGAAUCCGUCUAUUAUUUUUUGGUAAUGGGCUUUGUGGCUUAGUUGGUAGUGAUCUAGACUUGACUGGGUGUGGGUUAAGGGUUCGAAUCCGUCUAGUGGGAAAUACUUUUCAUGUUAUUUUUAGAGAUUUUUUGGAUGAAAAUAUGACUUCUGCUCAUCUCCCUUCUAUUUUAAUAUUUUUUUCUAUCUUACAAACUCCUUGUUUCCCCUUUAACUUCUAUUUUAAGGCCAAACGUCGAAAAUUAAUCGAAGAAGAAGAAAAGGCAAAAUUAGAAGGAUUGAUCUCAUCUGAUGAUUCAGACCCCGAUGCAGACUCUUACAUUUCAGCUAGACAGAGGAGAAGAGAACAGGAGCACAGACGUCUUUUGCUGAGGAAUUUAAUUCAUUCAAAAGUAACAGAAGCACAAGCAGAUAAAGACUUGCAAAGAGAAACUGAAGAAUUUUUGGCUGCAAAGCGAAGAAAAAAGGAAGAGGAGAAGAAAUUGGAGGAAUCUAAGAAAAGUUUGCUGGAAAAACAUAAUGAAUUGCUUCAACAAGAGCAAGACGAUGAUCGAGAAGAUGACGAAAAGAGACGGGAAGAGGAAGACAAAAUUCUUCAAAGUGUUACGCAAACAAGUGCUCUUGCUACGGUCGCAGAAAUUGCAAAAGGUGUUAAAUACACAGAAUCUAUAAAAACAUCUUGGAGGCCACCUAGACACAUUCGCAACCAAACAGAAGAUGACUGGGACAAAUUUAGAAGGGAAAAAGGAAUUCAAGUUGAGGGGGAAGAUUGUCCACCAGCUAUCGGAAGUUUUUUGGUUCGUUUUUUAUUUUUGCAAGGAAGGUAUCAUCUUUCUUUAAGGCUGGUCCUAUGGGGGAAAUUGUUUUCAGUAAUCUCCAAAAUAUUUUUCAUUGACCAAAUAAAUGAUUUUCAAGAUCUUUAUCAAAAGAAAUUUCUGUGA
Molecule: messenger RNA, 956 nt
Organism: Meloidogyne enterolobii
Lineage: Eukaryota; Metazoa; Nematoda; Chromadorea; Rhabditida; Meloidogynidae
Source: the annotation of a GenBank genome assembly